Aspergillus puulaauensis is the source of this 1032-nucleotide messenger RNA. Its product is annotated as putative S-adenosylmethionine-dependent methyltransferase. Gene Ontology annotation, biological process: peptidyl-lysine monomethylation; peptidyl-lysine dimethylation. The record is from RefSeq and is a predicted model, not a curated record. NCBI's taxonomy places the organism in Eukaryota, Fungi, Ascomycota, Eurotiomycetes, Eurotiales, Aspergillaceae. Gene Ontology annotation, molecular function: protein-lysine N-methyltransferase activity. The coding region runs from base 1 to 1032 and encodes 343 amino acids. Gene Ontology annotation, cellular component: cytoplasm. The transcript has 2 exons.
AUGACAAACACAUCAGACGAGACACACCCAACCCACCUCUCACCUAGCGAACUAGGUACAAAGGAAUAUUGGGAAACCUUCUACUCCAGAACAUUAACGCAUAUCUCGACGAAACACAACAACGCGGCAGGCGAGAAAAGUUCUAGCGGCAAUAACGAAAACGAAAAAAUAGAUGGAGAAGACUCUGGCGAAGAUAAUGAAGAUGAAGAUGAAGAUGACGACGAUGAUUACAACGGCGACUCGGACCCCGGCACCUCCUGGUUCUCGGAACACAAUGCGCCGCAGAAAGUCCUUGAGUUUUUAACGCGGGAGGAGUUCCCCCUUGCGCCGUCUAAUACGCUUGGGUCUAGGCGGGGAGGAGGAGGGAAGAAGGGAGCAAAGAAAACAGCGCUUAGUGCCGAGGAUAAGAAAAAGCAGCCGAGUGUGUUGGAUCUUGGGACGGGGAAUGGGAGUAUGUUAGCGUUGCUGAGGAAGCGCGGCGGGUUUGUGGGGGAUAUGGUGGGAGUUGAUUAUUCGGGGAAGAGCGUGGAGUUGGCGAGGGAGUUACAGGUUACGAGGAGGCAUGAAGCUUAUCAGACUGAUUCGGAGGAUGAGGGUGGGUUUGGGUCUGGUGAUGAUGCUGGGGAGGGAGAAGGAGGAGAAGAAUGGGACGAGAUCCAAUUUGAAGAGUGGGAUAUCCUCGGCUCUGAGGACGAGUUGCGUGCUGGGAAAGUGGGCUGGUUUCCGUAUGACAAGGGAGGGUUUGAUAUUGUUCUUGACAAGGGGACGUUCGAUGCUGUUUCCCUGAUGGCUGAGAAGAGUCAGUGCGAGCGGUAUCCUGGGAUUUCCGGGGCGUUGGUCCGGAAGGGUGGAUUCCUGGUUGUGACGAGUUGUAAUUGGACUGAGGAGGAGGUUGUUCGGUGGUUUAAUUCUGCCUCUGGUGGUUCUGAGUCUGCAAAGUUGGUUGUCUGGGGUAGAGUCCAAUAUCCCCGGUUCAGGUUCGGUGGGCAAGAAGGGCAGGGAGUCUGCACAGUGUGCUUUCAGCGUGUCUAA